Molecule: messenger RNA, 4218 nt
Organism: Cyclospora cayetanensis
Lineage: Eukaryota; Apicomplexa; Conoidasida; Eucoccidiorida; Eimeriidae
Exons: 3
Coding region: 1-4218 (1405 amino acids)
Source: RefSeq, a predicted model, not a curated record
AUGGCAGCUUCCAUCAUGCUCUCCACUUGCCUUAAGGGCUCCUUGAAGUUCCCCAGGGGGACCCCCCGAAGAGUUUCUAUGGCUUUCUUGUGGAAUAUGCGAAAAGCGGCAUGGUGGAUUCUUCAACCUGGCCGCGGCUAUGUUGGGGGGUAUCCGAAUAAGGGAUGCUCGAGAGGGCCCCCCAUUUCGAACAGUCCGAGCGCAGCAGCCCUGUACACUACAGCGGUGGGAUCAGACACUCACGAAGAGCUGCAGGGGGCCCCUGGGGAUGACAGACCCCCCAGUUGUUGCUGCUACUGUUGGUCAUGCGCUGUCCCAGACUCCUUGAGUGACCCCCCGGAGCUGCUUGCUAGUGGAGGGCCCUCUCGUCUCCUCACCUCCCCCCGGAUAUCCGCUGAAGCUAAAAACCACUCGGCGGCUCCCAGGAUGCUUUCCGGUAGAGCUGCACAGGCAGUUGGGCCCCCUGCAGUGGAUAUAAUGCUUCUUGUGAGUGCAGCAGAGAGAGCAGCAGCAAGAGGUUGCAGCAGCUGUCCCUAUUUCUGGGGCCAAACAGCAGCAGCAGCUGCUGCUGCUUCCUUCAACUUCACAUGGGGAUUCGAGUUUCCUCUGGUGGGACUCCCCCCACCCCACAUUGCGCUUCCUUUGGUGCGACCCUUGCUAAGAACUAAUAUCCGACUCUCCACUGCGAUUGGAGCUCUCGCUGAUGAGCUCGGCGCCUCUCCAUCCUAUAAUCGCUCUCGAACUCCUGCUGCCUAUGCUUUCCAGUCCCAUGCAGAUGGAUGCAAUGAGCCUGGACUCCUAUUUAAAGGCAGUGGUGACCCCACAGUCCACCAGAGUGGGCCCCUUGUGGAAAUGCUACAACUUAGCCACAGGACGCUCUCUGCUCUUCUCGCAGCCUUGCGGUGCGCUCUUAGGGGCCCCAGUAGGCAUGGAGGAUGCCUCUAUACGGGGUUGAGGGGGGCCCCUUUCUCAGUCAGAGAACUCGUCGCCGUGGCAGGGGGGUUUGAGGACCUCAGAAAGGGCCUGCUCCUUCUAUGUGAUAUGAGAGCAGCACAGGGACCCGAGACGCACUGCCUGGAGGGGCCUCCAAAGGCCCCUCCUGCUGCCUGUGAAGGCCGUGACUCGAGCAAAAGCUUAGGUGGCAGCGGUGACGAGAACUGCAAGGAGGACUGUCUCCAUACAGGGGCCUCCCCCUGUAUGCCAGAAUGGGGUCUCCAAUUGCGAGGCAUAUAUCAAGAGGUGGUUGGUGCUGUGUUGUUGCUGUCCUUGGGGGACCCGCAGAGGCCCCGUUUGCCUCCAGAAGCUCUUACAGGAUCCUUAUGGGAGGCCUUGAACCGUGUUUGUUGGGUGGGCAGGGGAGGGGCCCCCACAGGCCUGGUGAAAGCGCGUUCCCUCCUUUUAGGAGGACGAAUAUCUCUCCAGGGCCUGCUUCAGCUUCUCGCUGCUUUUAAGGGGCCUACAGAGGGUCUGAUGGCAGGGGCGUUUUCAGAGGAGAAGUGUCUCCAUGGAAGGCCUCCCAUUCCACACCUGGGAACUCCUCUGGCGCUAGUCCAUCUGCUAGAGAAGCAAAUAUGGGAGUCUCAAGGAGAUUGGGGAGCUCCUGUAAGGGCCCCCAUUAUCCGGCAAACGGGCUGUUUUGGCUCUUCUGCUGAGGUGCAGCAGCAGCAGGAGGAUGCGGAAGAAGGGGUUGAAGUAGAACGCCUUGUGUUUGCUGCUUCAGUCCUUGCAGGGGCUCGCGCCGCGGGGGGCCCCGCCAAGGGUCCUCAAGGUCCUUUUUUCCUAGGUUUAUCUCUAGUGUCUGACGCCCUUCUGCAGCGUCGGGAAGCCCUGCUGUCAACAGUUCCCGAGUUCCUGAUGGGGCCCCCAAGAAUUGCACCCACUGCCUGUGUAAAAGACCCUAACGAGAGGCCUCAGAAGGCCUCCACGAGAUACCGCGUGCCAGACCCCCUCCAGAAUCCCCCGCAGCAGCUCUUCGGGGAGGAAGUAUUGGCGGUUCUGCCAGGGGCCCAUAUGGGACGUCCGGGGGCCCCAACACCGGCAGCAGUGGCUUUGUUGCCGCUGGUGCUGCUGCGGGCUUUUGUUGCGGGGAAGUUUAGCCACAGUGGUCUUCUUUCUGGCAUAUGUUAUGGUCUCAUCAUGCCGCUGGGGAGCGCUCAAGCUGUGCAAGGCCUUGGAAGGGUUGAGCUAGAUGGCCUAGGAUGCAAUUGUUCUCCGCCCCGAAAGGGGUCUCCAGCAACUGCUGACGAAGAGGGCGUCCCUACCAAGGGGGGGCUCAACGUCUCGUGCCUGUUGGAUUUGUGGCCUUCUGCUGGCAUCUGCGAACUCGCAGGGGCCCUGAGGCAGCUGGAGGCGGCAGCUCCUCCCUUCUUUCGCUUCGUGUUUGCCCAUUAUUCGCCACCUGGGAGCUCCUGGGGUGCCUUCCAGAAGUCGUCCAAGAGUGACUUUCCUGUUUCGGCGCGACAAGCUGCUGCAGCGGCAGCGCAGAGGUCCAUGGCAAGCAUUGCAGCAGCAGAUGGGGCUCUGGAUCCGCUUGAAAUAGAAGAGGGCCGUUUAUCGGGGGCCCUUUUAGAAUCAUGGGAAUCCCGUUAUGUGGGUUGGAUGCUGCAUUCUCCAAAGCGUCAGCGGCGCUUGGUGCGCUUUAUGCUGCAACAGGAGGGAAUCGCCAGAGGGCGAGAUCCAGCGGUCGCCAACCGGGCCCCCCGCGCGUAUAUAAGGGACUUUUCUCGUUGCAGCAGACGGCAGCUGCUGCAGCUGCUGCUUGCCGCAGCAACGUCAGGGGCUCCCCCACCAGCUCCCAGAUGGCUUGGCCACCUGACAGCUAUGGUAGGCACCCCGAGAACAGAAUCUUGGAUGGGGACUGGAACAACAUCAGAGAGGAGAGACUCAGCAUCAACAGCAGCGACAGAUGCUGGGGAAAGCAAUGAGGUCCCUGCGGAAAAUCUUGAUGCUUUGGCGUUGUGUCUCCCAUAUUUUCCCCCUCUGUCAGCUCUACCGGCCGUUUGGGGCCCUUCAGUGGGGUGGAACUUCCUUGAAGGUAGUGUGAAGGCAUCGACCAAAGGCAAGCCCUGUUGGGGGUCUGCUCCAAUGUCAAGCGGAGGUCUCCCCAGGUCGCAGCUAGACGGGCUGUCUGUCUUAGCCCUCCCCAGUCUCCUUUUGGGGCUGCUUUUGCAUGCACCGCCCCCACAGCAGCUGCAGCAGGGGAGUGUCGUCAAAGAAGAGAGCUGUUGCACCAAUAGAGGGUGCGGUGGAGGCCCUGUGCACUGGCGGGCUCUGGGGGCCCUUGCAAGGGCUUUAGAAGCCACGGCAGCAGGCCUCAUGUCCUUAUGGGAGCAUCAAUUUGCACCUCCCAACCUGAGAGGAGGCACUCUUUCAGCCUUCUUUGACGUUCGUAGUAGCCAUGGGAAUAUCCCUCCAAAAGACGUCACUGCAAGGAGGGCUACUAGAGAGCCCCUCAUACCACCUUCUGUCACGGGAGCUGGUGCUGCCCGUCUGUGUAGGCAGACCCUUACUGCCUCCUUAAGCUUGUGCUACCUGCUCAGGGCUCUCCCUGUAAGUGCUGUAGCAGAGUCGACGGCGGCAGCUGCUGGCUCUCUACCCGAGCAGGAUUCACAGCAGCAGCAAGAGCAGCAGCAGCAAGGAUCCGUAGGCCGUCGCCGGACUUGGUUAUUGCAGCAUAGAAAACCCAUUGGGGUAUGCCUUCCCAUUCACCGUUUCCUCGGCUUGCUGCCGCUCAACUCGCUAAGACAUCUGCUGGUCUUGCUCUUGCUGUCCACAAGCCCUUCGCUAUGGGGAGCUGCUGGUGGGCCUCAGGUGCAGCCAAUAGAGGCUUUCCUUGCACGGCUGGAGCAGCAGCGGCUGCUGCUCCAGCAUGAGGGUCAGCUUCUGCUGUCAGAGGAAGGACAACAGAGUACAGCAGCACAAGCGGAAGCAGCAGGUUCCCAGCAGCGCCAGCGACUGGCGCUACUGUCACACCUUGAAGCCGCCCUUGAGGGUCCACAGCAGUUUAAGUUCAUUGGAGGCAGUCCCUCAAUUUCUCAGUUCCAACGCGAGGUAGCAGCUGCGCUGGAAGACCUUAGUGACUCUCUGGGAGUGUCCCACACGGGGCUUCUGGGGACCCCUCGGGGUUUUACACUGCAAAAGGAAGUCCCCGUAGGCCCGUACUUUAUUGACCUUUUGUUAGCACCCCCAUCGGAGGAGGCCAGCGCUGGAGGCCUCUAA